Aspergillus affinis is the source of this 1953-nucleotide messenger RNA. RefSeq lists its product as uncharacterized. The record is from RefSeq and is a predicted model, not a curated record. The coding region runs from base 1 to 1953 and encodes 650 amino acids. The transcript has 4 exons. Lineage: Eukaryota; Fungi; Ascomycota; Eurotiomycetes; Eurotiales; Aspergillaceae.
AUGGGUUUUAUGAGGCAAAAGCUCAAAAAGGAACACAAAAAGGCUGCCGCAACUUAUCUUCUAGAAAACGGGUCAGAUCUCCAUGAUGCCCUCAGCACGCCGGCUAUCUAUAACGAAGAUCGCGAUACCUUCGAGCCCCUUCCAGCCACUAGGGACUUAGAAGAAUCUUUGGCCACCUACAAUGAGUCUGUAGAGUCUAAUUUCAGAUUUGACGUGAAAACAUGUACUUUCGAUGAUGUCGUCUCAGAGCUCGACCGAGCUCGAGCGACAUAUGAAGGAAAGGCAGAAGGGGUUCUAGGAAUCGGGCGCAAAGCUUUACGAGGUGCAGGCAAUUAUUCCAACGAGAUCACUCCAUGGAUUGAUUUGGUUCCCUCGGAUCAUGGCUUGAGCUUUCUGAGCGCGGGAUUAAAGAUUAUUUUUGGCGUGAGAUUCUUCCCUUUUCUUUCUAUUGCGAGACGGAACACAGAAAACUCCGCCAAAAUUCUAGAUGCAUUCGCAGAUAUCCCAGAGUUAAUGCUCUCUGUCAAGGCGCGACAGAACCAGUGGGCGUCCGCAAAAGCACUUCGCGAAAGUGCCAUUGAACUCUAUGAAGUUUUGGCUCGAGCUCUAGCGAAACUAAUCGUUAUCUUAAACGGGAGCAUGGACAACGCGCCUCGUCUAACCGAACGCGCCCGGAGGUGCAUCAGACGAGUCGUUGGUUCUGGAAAUACGGCCAACUCGAUUGACGCUAUCCUUGGUGAAGUUCAGAAGCAGGCCAAAAGGUUUGAUCAGUGCUUGGACCUUGUGCGAAACCAACUCGCCAUUCAGACAGCGAUCGACGCGGCGGCGACAAAAACCAUUGCAGGGCGCAUCGAAACGAAGCUAGACAAAGUGAAGCAAGAGAUAAAGGACGCAAAUGCCGAGAUGAUAAACGACCUCCAGAGCAGAGAACAAGGCGUCUUUAUCCUCAAUGUUAUGCAUCAGAAUCUAGUAUAUAUCAACCCUUAUUGUCCCCCCGAGAUAACGUCGUCAAUGGUACCUUCGACAUCCAAACGCGCAGAGCCACUUCUAAGCGAUAUCGAGCUUCUCAGCAGCCUCGGUAUCAGUUCACAGUUACCCUCGAAUGAUUUAAGAACGAUAAUAAAAGAACUUUCUCGGUUCGAAAUCUCCGCGCAGACUCAAGCCCAACAGCUCUUCGCGUCACGCCAGUUCGCCGAAUGGAUGGCCUCGCAUCACCCUGUCACUUUGAUGGUCAACGGAAAUUUCGACACCCCCGGACCAGGACGGACCACCGCAUUAUCCGUCCUAUGUGCCAUGUUUGCCCUGAAGCUGCUUGACAAUAAUGAUGACUGCAUCGUUCUACAUCAUUUUUGUGGUUUGCAUGGGGCACGCUAUCAUUCCGAUCCAGCUGCGGGUCCUAAUGGGCUCAUUCGCUCGUUGCUGGCUCAAAUGCUACACACAGGCCGGGAAUUCAACCUUGACUUCAUAAACACGCCUCAGUUUACCGAUGACAUCCAGACACACUCACUCAAGAUGCUCUGUCAUACCUUCAGCCAGCUCGUAGAGCAGUUACCCCGGAACAUCACUAUAAUCUGCAUAUUGGAUGGGGUCAGUGAAUUUGCUUCUCAGCAAUGGAGUACCGAGUUCAGUGACGUACUCCUUAUACUCAAUCGACUGAUCACGAGCCCCGCCCUGCGACCCAUUUUCAAGCUCCUCUGUACAACCCCAUUCUCUGCAGGAGGACCCUUGAUUGAUCGGCAGCUCAAGGUGCAUUAUUCCCUUCGGCUACAGCCUUCUGGCGUUCAUGACGGUUACGCGUUCUCUGAAAGGUCCUUGCUUGAUGUGACUUCGCAAGGAGCUCGGCUUGACCAUUUUCGCAUGCGUAUGCUCGCGAAUCGAGCGAAUGAGGAAGAUGAUUCGGAAUCGGAUGAUGAUGAUUUUGACUAUACGGUGAGGUAUCAGACAAUGAAUUAA